GUCUUUAGCUAUGGUUCUCUGCUGAUGCUGGGUAGAGAUUGGAGCUCUCUCAGAUGAUAAUUCAGAGGAUCUAGGACCCCUGCACACUCCAGUUCCUAGCGGAAGCCCCCAGUAGAGCGUGCACGGUGUAUGCUGGGCUCGUUUGAUGGACUUUGGAGACUAUGCACACCCCAGUUCUUAGUGGAAGCCCCCAGUAGAGCGUUCACGGUGUAUGCUGGGCUCGUUUGAUGGACUUUGGAGACUACACAGCCCCCAGCGUACGUUUGCCAGAGACCGUCUUGGAGAAAAGUGGCGUCCAGGAGGUAGCUUCCUAGCCCAAAACUUGUGUCGUGAAAUCUGAGAUUUUGACCCAGAUACUAUGAUAGGAACUUCUUAGAUGAACGUGGGACUUCCAGAUUUACUGAGAACUUGGUACUGUACGCACGGUUCUUGCUCGUUUGGCGUAGGUGACCAUGCCGUCUCUGCCUCAAGAAGGGGUCAUUCAGGGAUCCUCUCCCCUGGAUCUGAAUACAGAGUUGCCUUAUCAAUGCACAACGAAAAGGAAAGUCAGAAAAAAGAAAAAGAAGGGAGUCAUUACAGCCAAUGUUUCUGGGACAAAGUUUGAAAUUGUUCGUUUAGUGAUAGAUGAAAUGGGAUAUAUGAAAACUCCAGAUGAAGAUGAAUCGAGUAACCUUAUAUGGUGUGAUGCUGCCGUUCAGCAGGAGAAGAUCACAGAGCUGCAGAACUACCAGAGGAUCAACCAUUUUCCAGGAAUGGGGGAGAUCUGUAGGAAGGAUUUCUUAGCAAGAAAUAUGAGCAAAAUGAUCAAGUCUCUGCCUCUGGAUUAUACUUUUGUUCCACGAACAUGGAUUUUCCCUUCUGAAUAUACCCAGUUCCAAAACUAUGUGAAAGAAUUGAAGAAAAAAAGGAAGCAGAAAACUUUUAUAAUAAAACCAGCUAAUGGCGCAAUGGGUCAUGGGAUUUCAUUGAUAAGAAAUGGGGAUAAAAUUCCAUCUCAGGAUCAUUUGAUAGUUCAAGAAUACAUUGAAAAGCCUUUCCUAAUGGAAGGCUACAAGUUUGAUUUACGGAUUUAUAUUUUGGUGACAUCCUGUGAUCCUUUAAAGAUAUUUCUCUACCAUGAUGGGCUUGUGCGAAUGGGGACAGAGAAGUACAUCCCGCCAAAUGAGUCCAACUUGACCCAGUUGUACAUGCAUUUGACCAACUACUCUGUGAACAAACAUAAUGAGCGGUUUGAACGCAAUGAAACUGAAGACAAAGGCAGCAAGCGUUCGAUCAGGUGGUUUACAGAAUUCCUGCAAGCCAAUCAGCAUGAUGUUUCCAAGUUCUGGAGUGAUAUUUCAGAGUUGGUGGUGAAGACGAUGAUUGUAGCAGAACCUCAUGUCCUGCAUGCUUAUCGGAUGUGCAGACCUGGUCAGCCCCCAGGAAGCGAAAGCGUCUGUUUUGAAGUCCUGGGGUUCGACAUCUUGUUGGAUAGAAAGCUAAAGCCAUGGCUUCUGGAGAUUAAUCGAGCCCCAAGUUUUGGCACUGAUCAGAAAAUAGAUUAUGAUGUCAAAAGGGGAGUUCUGCUAAACGCACUGAAGCUGCUGAACAUCAGGACCAGUGACAAAAGGAAAAACUUGGCCAAGCAGAAAGCCGAGGCUCAAAAGAGGCUGUAUGGUCAGAACUCGAUCAGAAGGGUUUCUCCGGGCUCCUCUGACUGGGAGCAGCAGAGGCACCAGCUGGAGAGGCGGAAAGAAGAGUUGAAAGAGAGACUUGUUCAAGUACGGAAACAGGUUUCACGAGAAGAGCAUGAAAACCGACAUAUGGGGAACUACAGGAGAAUCUAUCCUCCUGAAGACAAAACCCUGCUUGAGAAGUAUGAAAGCUUGCUGGCUGUUGCAUUCCAGACCUUUCUUUCAGGAAGAGCAACUACAUUCCAGCGAGAACUGAGCAAUCCCCUGAAAAAGAUGAGGGAGGAAGACAUUUUGGAUCUCCUGGAGCAAUGCGAAAUCGAUGAUGAAAAGUUGAUGGGAAAAACUACCAGAGUCCGAGGACCAAAGCCCCUGUGUUGCAUGCCCGAAUGUGCGGAGGUAAUGAAGAAGCAGAAAAGUUACUACAGCAGCGAGAGCAGCUACGACAGCAGCAGCAGCGGCAGCAGUUCAGAGCUGGAUGAGAAUGAGAAAGAGCUGUGUCAGAAGAAACGAGAGCAGGCUCCAUAUAACCUUAGACACACCAGUCACUGCAAGCUAAUUCAACAAUCCAAUUCCAUGAGGCGUUCCGUCAGCUGCCCUCGGUCCAUCUCUGCUCACUUGCCCUCCAGUGGGGAUGCACGCCCCUUCUCUUCUCAGCAAGUGAUACCGCUAGCACGGCCCACCUCAGCAACCCGGUCGCAUUCCUUAAACCGUGCUUCCUCCUACUCGAGACACCUGCCCAGCGGUAGCGAUGUCGGCUCUGCCAACUCUCUGGUGAAUGAGUCUCUGCGGCAACUGAACUCAAAAGAACAGGAAGAUGACCUCACAAGUCAGACCUUGUUUAUUCUCAAGGACAUGCGGAUCCGUUUUCCAGGGAAGUCAGACGCGGAGUCGGAGCUUCUGAUAGACGAUAUCAUGGAUAACUGGAAGCAUUACAAAACAAAAGUGGCUUCCUACUGGCUCAUAAAGUUGGACUCCGGGAAACAACGAAAAAUUUUGGACAUAGUAAAAUCAAGUAUUCGUACAGUUCUUCCAAGAAUCUGGAAGGUCCCUGAUGCCGAAGAACUGAGUUUAUACCGGAUUUUCAACAAGGUGUUUAAUCGCUUACUCUGGAGUCAUGGCCAAGGACUGUGGAGUUGUUUCUGUGAUUCAGGAUCCUCUUGGGAGAGCAUCUUCAGUAAGAGCCCAGAGAUGGUGACUCCUCUGCAGCUCCAGUGCUGCCAGCGCCUGGUGGAGCUCUGCAAGCAGUGCCUGCUAGUGGUUUACAAGUACACCACCGAAACAAGGGGGCCCAUCUCAGGCAUUGGCUCUGACUGGGGUAACUCCAGGUAUUUGCUACCAGGAAGUGCCCAAUUCCUCAUGAGAUCACAACUGUACAACGUGAAAUAUAAUGCAUCCGGAAUGACUCGCUCCAAUGUUUUGUUUACAUCCCGAUAUGGCCAUUUGUGAGACUGAAUGGAAGAUUGCCAUGGGCUAUGCAUAAUAGCAAUUCAUUCAUUUUUCUCCAGUUGAACCUUAAGGAAGUGACCCUUAUGUGCUGUUUUAUGUAUAUAUGUCAUACAGGUGUGUGGGCUACAUACACACUUGCGCUCAAGUAACAUAUAAAUAUAUAUAUUUAUUAUGUGUAAGAAAAAUUAGCAGAAAACUGAAUAUAAGAUUUAACCUUUCUGGAAAUGUAAUAAACCAUGUUAAACUUGUUUACACAAAUAUGCAAAUGUGUGGAAUUUGCUAGGUUUAUACGUAAUUGCUUCCUACUAGAAAUGUUAUUUUUGCUGCAGAGUGUAUAAAGCAGACUUGAUCUUGAAGAUCCCAUCACAGUGUUAAAUUAUUUUCUAGAUAACACAGCUUUGACUUCAGAAAGCACUAAUAGUAUCGUAUUACUUCUCUCACUCAUAGUAGCUAUUUAACAGCGAAACACAGGAGACUUAGAAACCUGGGGUUGGCUUAGUGAUAAGAUUAGGAUAAAACGGGGUUGUUGUUACUAUAGCACACUGUGACUUACUAGAAAAUAUCCCGGCCUGACUCUCCAACGUUUUAUUCCCCAUACGGAAAUUUAGCUACUUGUUCUAGUGUAUAUUUUCAAUAAAGAUCCGAUACAAUUACGGCGUGAUCUAAAAUGGGAGACAUUCCAGUGGACUAAGAACAAAAUGAAAACUUGCUUUAAUUUGGCUUCCCGUGGGGAGUCACAUAGAGAAACAAGGUGUUGGUGAUGAUAGAGCCUUAGCUGUGUGACGUUGGGCCUCGACGCACUCACUUUUCUUUGGAAAGUAGAUCAUUGAUGGGUUGAAGGAUCUCAAUGUUGAGACCAGUUUACCUUGCAAAGCCUAAUGAUAGUGGUUUCUCAUUUCACCGCAGAAAAAACAUUCUAAAGACUCUUAAGAGGACUCUGCACUGAGCACAUGUCACUAUUCAUGGGCUGGUGUGCCUGCCCUCCACACAGUCUCUUCUUCAGUGCUCAGUAGGGCGUUGUCUUUCUGUCCAAAGGCAUCAUGCAUGUGUUUCUCAGCAGCAUUCUCCCAUGCCCCCUUCUUCUUACCUGUGGUUAAAAACCACUGUGUGUGGUGUGUCCGUUCCGUCUCCCAGUCAGAUAUAGACAGCACAGCCGUGGAUUUUUAAACUCAGGAAGUGUAAUAUUUGCUCAAACUUAUGUCCAAGGGUUUUACUCACAGAAGCUAAGUAUUUGGAAAACCACCAUCUCUUACCCUAAGAUCUAUUCCCAGUCAAUGAAGAAAUGACUCCAAAGAAGCCAUAGUGAGAGCCCAUCUGUCGCAAAUUCAUUCAAAGUUGGGCCAAUGGUGACCCAAAGUUGUAAGGUAGAUGUACUUUAUUUUUAAGACUACCUUUGGCGAGUGCGUUUUUCCUGUGAUACUCAUUUCAUACACAAACUACCAGUAGCUGCUUUGCUUCUGCGUGGCAGCCUAUCAUGCACAUUCCAUCAGAUACUUUUCUUACCGGCUACAUCCCACACAACUUUGUCUUGUGUUUUCAAAAAGAGAAUAAAGCCUCUAGAGGAAGAAAGUGUGGGAUUUAGGAAUCCAUAUCGUGAAUUCUUAAAUAUGGUAUAUAUUUCUUAAAAUUAGUGAUGUAAAUAUUGAAACACUACAGAAUCUUUUUGGGAAUAAUCAACAAAUCAGUCCCUUUUAUGGUUUACUUGUAGUCAUCUUUGUUUUCAAUUCAUGAUUUAAAAAUCAUGGAGAAAUAAAAGAACAUAAAAGUCAUGGAGAUAUGUUUUAAAGUGAUUGGUAAAUGAUACCAACCCAGUGUGUUGGUCAUUCACUUCGUUUAUCUUAAAUCACAGAUGAUUAAUUAGAGUGUAUGCUUUGGGACUUCUGUCUCAUACAAGAAAGGAAUUUUUAUUUAAAAAAAACAAUGAAAUUGGAACCAUCCCACAUUAGAAAUUCUCACCCUGGAAGCACACAUUAAAAACCAAGAGUAAAUUUAAAUGCAUAGAACUGCCAAGUAUUUGGUGAACAAACAUCAUUUCCCUAGGUACUCAAGCAAGGCCUUAUUUUGAGCACUAGGAUUUCAUUGCCUACAUUUCCUGUUUCAACUAGCUGGAUACAGUGAAGUUGUGCAGAAAGCCAUGUGCUCAUUACUUAUGUGCAUUACCUGGUGUGCUGUGGACUGUGGUUGUCAUAGCACCAUCCCCUAAUGAGCAGCUAUGAGAAGACAUGAUAAUGAACCAUGCAAAUCUCAGGAGGCCAUAGACAGGUAUUAGAGGUAUAAAAUAUUCCCUAGUUUUGUUAUCCGUUUCUUAAGCGUAUGGUUAAAACAUAUCUGCAUAAGAUACAGUGUAAAUAUCUCCUUUGUAGUAGAGAAAGCAAACCAGAAAAUACUUAAUCUCAUCAGGGUUUUAUUUUUAUUUUUAUUUUAGAAUGGAUUUUGGUUUACUUACAAGGGUAGAGGAUAGGAAUAGACAGGCUGCCCUAGUCAUUUGGUUCCUCUCAAGGUUGGAAUGCUUCCCCAAACUGUAAGAUAUGAAUUUUUCCAAAUUGUCCAAGUAGUAACUUGUUUGUUUUAUAUCAUUACCUACAAGCAUAAUCUAAAGUCGCAAUUUAGUUUUCACUGGAGUAAGACAACCUUGUGGGUUUGAAUGUAUUGAAAUACUCUAUUGUAAUUCAUUUACUUUGCAUGAACUUUAUUUUGUUAGAUUUCAUUUAUCUUUAAUAUGUGAACAUAAAGUUUUAAAUGGAGCACAGAGUUAAGCAACUCUGCUAUCUGUAAGGAUUUGCCUAAAUGAGAUCAAAUCCCCUAGAGUUUCCAUGACUCCUCAUCUCUAGAGUUAAACUAAACCCAACCAAAACCAAAUGCUUUCUUUUACCCAAUAUUUAUGCACACACAGAAAAUGUGUGGCUCCUAGAUUUCCAGAAAAUGAUUCCAUUCCAUUUUCUCUUUAGCUUGGAAAACAGAUUGAGUAUGGGAUUAUUCUGAUUUGAAAUUUCAGAUGUUUGUCUAUAAAUUUAAUGCUUUCUUCUUUAACAUGUCAGUGUCAUUCUGUGUAAACAUUAUCUUCAAAUUUAAACAUAUGCAAUACACACUAUUCAAAAUACCAAAAAGAUAGCAGCAUAAUGCCAUUAUUUAAUCUCUAAUGCACUGAUUCAUUCUUAAAUAUAUAGUCUUUAAAAGAUAGUGAAUACCUCAAGAGUGAAAGGAAACCCUUCCCUUUCUAUUUAGCAAUGCUACUUUGUAUUCAGAAUCUCAUGUGCUUGGUUAUGAGGCUUCGCCAACAAUAAAAGGGGUAGAUGUACAAUUGUGUUACUGUGAAUUUGCGAUGUGGGGGCAUUUUCUCUUCUCUUUAAAUUGAGAGCUUCAAGUAUAAAGGACCAUGUUGUCUACAUAUUGAUGAUUAGAUAUCCAACUAUUGUCUGGCUAAUGUUGGCUUGUAAAUAAAUGAAAACUGUAGAAAUAUAUUCAUAAAGAAAACUUGAUUCCCCACACUGCUUCCUCUCUCUCCUACUUUCGUUCUUCAAAUCCCCCUGAAGCUUUAGAUGUGCAAUGGACAAAGUAAAGGAAAAGAGAAAUCUUGCGUUCUAAACAUUGGUCUUCCUUGAAUUCUUAUAGUGGUGUGUUUUUUACCCCUAAGAAACAGCAAAACUUCAAUGAAAUAUUGGGUCAAGUUCUGUUUGCUGAGAACUUUAGGAACAAGGUUGAGGUCUGUACACCUAAAACCCAUGAAGUCUCUGUGAAGUGUGAGACACAUGGUAAGAGUCUUACAGUAGAAACGGAUGUGUUGAAAUAGCACACAUUGAGAUUGCUGCUAAUUUUGGGGGGUCUGUCGUGAGGUGGUGUUUGGUGUAUUGGAAGGGAUGUGCUCAGGUAAACAUUGUGAUGCUGAGGGGUUGAUCAUCUAGGAAGAGCUGCAUAAUACUCCUGCUUUAUGACCACCUGUGAACUCGAAAGCUCUUCUGUGGGCAAACACAUCACUCAACAGACUAACCAGUCUUAAUAAGAAGGCUUGCCUGUGACAAGUGGUCAAAUACUUACUCUGUUUCUACCCAAGGCUAACAGCCAUUCUGACCCCCGAGUUCAUAUAGCAGUGACUGUACAUACCCCAGCAUCUGAAUUUUAAUGGACUUGCAGAGGAGUCUGAAUUUGAGGGUGAGAGAGUCCAUGAAUGUUGGGUCAGACUACGCCUGUGUGAUUUACUUCCUGUAUGUGAAUACAAAUGUUACAGAAGAUGCACUUGAAAUGUCAACAAAAUGUGCAGUUGGCAUUGCCAUGGCAUGCUUUAGCAUGUGACACCUGUAUGGAGAAAUUACUUCAAUUACUCAGAUAUGUUACUGUAAUAAAAAUGUCAACACAAGAA
Molecule: messenger RNA, 7476 nt
Organism: Mesocricetus auratus (golden hamster)
Lineage: Eukaryota; Metazoa; Chordata; Mammalia; Rodentia; Cricetidae
Gene: Ttll7
Product: tubulin tyrosine ligase like 7
Exons: 21
Coding region: 453-3119 (888 amino acids)
Biological process (GO): microtubule cytoskeleton organization; protein polyglutamylation
Cellular component (GO): cilium
Molecular function (GO): tubulin-glutamic acid ligase activity; tubulin binding
Source: RefSeq, a predicted model, not a curated record